This is a messenger RNA of Cottoperca gobio, 1963 nucleotides long. RefSeq names its product farnesyltransferase, CAAX box, subunit beta (gene fntb). Gene Ontology annotation, biological process: protein farnesylation. The record is from RefSeq and is a predicted model, not a curated record. Gene Ontology annotation, cellular component: protein farnesyltransferase complex. The coding region runs from base 382 to 1659 and encodes 425 amino acids. Gene Ontology annotation, molecular function: protein farnesyltransferase activity. The transcript is spliced from 12 exons. Lineage: Eukaryota; Metazoa; Chordata; Actinopteri; Perciformes; Bovichtidae.
GCGCGUGGAGGCUUUGCUUCUUUCGACGUCAAGAAAACACAACAUCAAUGAGAAUAAGAAUUAAAUAUAACUAGGACACAGACAUUUACUCACUCGUAUUUCAUAGUUUUAUAAUCAACUUUACGUCAAACACUUACAAGAGGUUGUGUGUGUGUGUGUGUGUGUAUGUGUGUGUAUGUGUGUGUGCCGUUUUCCAGACUACAGUGAAAGAGAGACGUUUGUUCCCUUGGAGACGCCGUAGCGGGCGUGCGCGCAGUUUCCGCCCACUCCAACCUCAGCCGGAAGUGAGCGGAGUCCAACUGAAACUAAACUACCAAAACAAACCAACAGUAUCGCUUCUCCACUUCAGCAUCCCUGCAGCUAACGGGUCAUUUCAUCAUCAUGGACGGUGUCCCGACGCCUUUGCGGUGCUUCAACGAGUGCCAUGCCUCAGAAAUGCUCGUUGAUGACGGCGUGGAGACGGUGACUUCAGUAGAGCAGAAAAAAGUGGAACGCAGCAUUAAAGAAGUCAUCAGUGUUUACAAGCAAAUACACAGUUUACCACAGCCAACGUUGUUGCGGGAACAACACUACCAAUAUCUCAAGAAGGGCUUACGUCACUUAUCAGAUGCUUAUGAGUGUCUGGAUGCUAGCAGACCGUGGCUUUGCUUCUGGAUUCUUCACAGUCUGGAGUUACUAGAGGAGCCCAUUCCUGCUGCUGUCGCCUCAGAUGUGUGUCAGUUUCUGGCACACUGUCAGAGCCCAACAGGCGGUUUCGCCGGGGGACCGGGACAACACGCCCACCUCGCACCGACCUACGCUGCCGUCAACGCUCUCUGUAUCAUUGGAACAGAAGAGGCCUAUAAUAUUGUAGACAGGGAGAAGCUGUUAGAUUUCCUAAUGUCAGUGAAGCAGCCAGAUGGCUCCUUUGUGAUGCACGUUGGAGGGGAAGUGGAUGUCAGGAGUGCAUAUUGUGCAGCUUCUGUAGCCACGCUCACAAACAUCCUCACGCCUAAACUGUUUGAGGACACGGCCAACUGGAUCCUCAGUUGUCAGAACUGGGAGGGGGGUCUGAGCGGAGUGCCGGGAUUGGAGGCCCACGGUGGCUACACUUUCUGCGGCACGGCUGCCCUCGUCAUCCUGGGCAAAGAACAUAUGCUGGACCUCAAAGCGCUGCUGCGGUGGGUGGUCAGCAGACAGAUGCGAUUCGAAGGAGGCUUCCAAGGCCGCUGUAAUAAACUGGUGGACGGCUGCUACUCUUUCUGGCAGGCUGGACUCCUGCCUCUGCUCCACAGAGCCUUAUUCAAAGAAGGAGAGUCGGAGCUGAGUCGGCAGCGGUGGAUGUUCGAGCAGCAGGCCUUGCAGGAGUACAUCCUCUUGUGCUGUCAGAACCCAACAGGGGGCCUUGUGGAUAAGCCUGGCAAAUCCAGAGACUUUUACCACACGUGUUACUGCCUGAGCGGCCUCUCCAUAGCACAGCACUUUGGAAACAUGGACCUCCAUCAUGAGAUGAUCCUGGGCAAGGAGGAGAACAGAUUGGCUCCAACUCAUCCAGUUUACAACAUCUGUCCAGAGAAGGUGGCUAAAGCUCUGCUGUUCUUCCACCGGCUGCCGGUCCCCGGUGACCGCAGACAGUCGGACCCCGCCGCCGCCUCCGCAUCAGACGACCAUCAGUCCUAGUUAGUCAUCGGUGCUGACGUCACUGUGUGUGAACCUACUCUGGGGAACGGACUCGAACCGGCAGUCCGGUCUGAUGUAGACGAGCCCCAAAUACCGGUCGGACGGUCGACCGUCGGUAGAAAUGAGCGCCGGAGUUUAGGAGGAGUUGGCCUGAAGUAAAGGUCAACAGUUGUGUGUUGUGUGGGCAGCUUAGCAUUCAGCUGAUGUCUUUGCUUGCAAUGCCUAAUGUUUUCAUUCUGAAAUAAAACACUUGCUAAGAGUUCAGUAUGACCGAAGUUAAUAAAACUUUAUAUAGCACUUUUUA